Dovyalis caffra is the source of this 1044-nucleotide messenger RNA. NCBI's taxonomy places the organism in Eukaryota, Viridiplantae, Streptophyta, Magnoliopsida, Malpighiales, Salicaceae. The record is from the annotation of a GenBank genome assembly.
AUGGCAAGUACCUUGUUCACUGAGUUGAUCCCGAGUUUGCCUCAAGAGCUUGGGCUUGAGUGCAUGACUCGGUUGGCUUACACAGCUCACCGAGUUGCAUCCCAAGUUUGCAAGCAGUGGCGUGAAUUGCUCGAAAGCAAGGAAUUUUAUUACCAUAGAAAGAAACUUGGGUACACCCAGAAGGUUGCUUGUCUUGUUCAAGCUGUUCAUGGGGCUGAUGUUUUACAAGGAUCAAAACGAGGUAACUCGCCGAGUUUUGGGAUCACUGUGUUUGACUCAGUGAAUAAGACAUGGGAGAGGCUUGAUCCGGUACCCAGGUACCCAAACGGGUUGCCUCUGUUUUGUCAAUUGGCAAGCUGUGAAGGGAAGCUCGUGGUCAUGGGCGGGUGGGACCCGGUGAGUUACGAACAGGUUAGCCAUGUUUUUGUGUAUGAUUUUACAACAAGGAAGUGGAGAGAAGGGAAGGAGAUGCCUUCAAAGAGGUCUUUUUUUGCCAUUGGGGCAUAUUCUGGUCGGGUAUACGCUGUGGGUGGGCAUGAUGAGAAUAAGAACGCAUUGAAAACCGGGUGGGUUUAUGAUUUGAGCAAGGACGAGUGGACUGAGUUGCCUCAGAUGAGUCAAGAGCGAGAUGAGUGUGAGGGGGUGGUGAUUGGGGAUGAGUUCUGGGUGGUCAGUGGCUACGGGACUGAUAACCAAGGGGACUUCGAAGGAAGUGCCGAGGUUUACGAAUUCGGGUCGAGCCAAUGGAAGCGGGUCAAGGAGGCGUGGAUUUCGGGCCGGUGUCCGAGAUGCUCUGUUGGGGUAGGGAAAGAUGGGAAAUUAAUGAGCUGGGCUGACUUGGACCCGGCGGUUCGGAUCGCGGUACGCGGGAUCAUGUUGGGUUCCCGGAUCAUGGUUGCCGGGUCGGAUAACCCGGGUGCACCCCAAGGGUUCUAUUUGACUGAGGAAAGGAAAGAUGGUGGUCAAAAUGGCAAAUUGGAGAAGAUCAAUGUGCCUGAAGAGUUCUCCGGGUUUGUCCAAUCCGGCUGCUGCGUGGAGAUCUAA